Messenger RNA from Orbicella faveolata, 2696 nucleotides. RefSeq lists its product as uncharacterized. The record is from RefSeq and is a predicted model, not a curated record. Lineage: Eukaryota; Metazoa; Cnidaria; Anthozoa; Scleractinia; Merulinidae.
UCACGGAAAACUGGCUACCGCUUCCGUUUUAAUAUUGGAAAUAAUCAUGUUCUUGCUGUCCCUUUAUUACGUUACAAAAUAUAAGAUGACACCUUAAUUCGUUCACUUUUUGUAUUCAGCGGUAAGUGGCUCUUAGCUAACGUAACUGAAGCUUCUGUUGGGACCUUGGAUCAUAUUCAUCGACAAUAACGUCUUGGGAACGGCCAUCUUAUGCGCGGAAAUAUUUGUUCAAGUGACUUUUAAAAAGAUGCCUUCAAGUCCUCUGUCAGGAAAAACAAAUUGUUGAACCAAUAGGAAAUCCUCUUCAAGCAAACAGAAGAUAUAUGAGUGCGAAAAGUGCAUCUGGUAGAUAAUUUCUUGGAUCGUGUUUCAGUUGCACAUUCGUGUUCAUUUUUCCUUUUCUCUGCAUGUCGUCGGCUUAACUAGGUACACAGAAUGCCUGGCUUCACGUCACUUUUUAUGAUCUUAAUAUUCGUGUCAUGUAUUGAAAGCUUCUACGGCAACGAUGACUUCCGUUCUUCUUAUUUAUCUAUCUGGGAAGACCACGUUUUAUUAGGCCACGUAAUGGAAUUACACCCUGCGCGACGAAUUACUUCGUGUGCCCAACACUGCUUGUCUAAACCAGAAUGUCUUUCCUUCAACUUUGGCACGGCUUCUAAUCUUUGCGAGCUGAACAAUUCAUCUUCUCAAUUUGCAAAGCAAGACCUCAUGCGAAGAAGCAACUUCGUCCAUGGCCACUGGAUAACUUUACCUGUUGUUUUUACAACGCUAGGUGCACAAGGACCUACGGGACCAACGAGCACAUCCGGGUACUUGGGCACGUCGCUUGAGGGUCAAGUCCAACUAAAGAACGGCAUUCAAAUGUGGACAGUUCCCAACACAGGAAGGUACGUUAUCGAUGCUUUCGGUGCUUCGGGAGGGAAUGGCAAAUGUAACACAUGUACGAGGUGGAGGCUUGGAGGUCUGGGUGCAAAAAUAUCGGGCUCCUUUACACUCAAGCGUGGGCAAAAGUUAAAAAUAUUAGUCGGACAAAAAGGGAAGAUUAACUCCGACUUUCCGAAUACCGCAGGAGGUGGGGGAGGUGGUACCUUCGUUACACUCAUGAAUAAUUCGCCUCUGAUUGUAGCCGGUGGAGGAGGGGGAGCAAGCGGUAAAACGGACGGUGACCCUGGACAAGCUAGUCAGGCAGGAACGAGGAAAGGAGGUAAAGCCGGGUCAGGAGGAAAAAGAUCGGAUCCAGGUAACAUAUUGUCUGGGACUGGAGCAGGAGUGUGGGAAGAUGGCGAGGGUAAGGAUGGAAAAGCGCUGAGUUUUCAAAAUGUUCAACUUGGUGGUCACGUUGCUGAUAAUCGGUCACCAACAGGAGGAUUUGGUGGAGGGGGUUAUGCAUUGGGGUUUCCCGGAGGAGGAGGCGGAUACUCCGGUGGAGGAGUUGAUGGGGUGUCAGUAGACAAUGUUACCGCAGGAGGGGGAGGCUCCAUAAACAAUGGCACAUCGCAGAUUAACGAGAGCGGUGUCAAUGAUGGAGACGGUAGGCUCAUUAUCACACUGAUGAAUUAGGUACAGAACUGGAUUAAUGACAUUUCAAAACGAAGUGCUUCUUCGAGCAAGAUGUGUAUUUUACAUUGUAUUUUCAACUGGUCAUUAGUGACUCAGAUAAUUUUAUUUGAAUUCGUAGCAAGCAGAAGUAACCAGUUGUAUGACACGGAUACAUCCAGUAAAAGCACUAAGCUGCCCACAUGCGUUACGAUGGUGACCAGUUUUCAAGAGGGGAGACCGUGGACAGGGUCGGCUAAGGAAUGUUUUUUCGUGGAGAAGGAAGCGUGCAUACUCCGAUGGUGGAACUGAAGGAAUUUACCCACCGGUACUAGACACGAUACAUAACGAAGAGAGGAAGGAUGGUGUCUUUUGCGGGCAGCAUGUAUAAUUUCUAUGCAUUUGCAAUUAGCCAUCAGACAUAAUAACCCGCAUUCUGCGUGGUGUUUUGCCUGUUCGUUAUCUUUAUAACUGCAUAUGACCAUGACUCAGACAUUCUUACUGGAUACAAAGCUGGCAGACUUAAGAAGCCAAGUGUAUGACACAAGUUUAAGUUAAUAAUCAAAUUCUGGAGAAGAUUACGAAGAAAAAUGGUCGAAAUCGUACAAAACAGGCAAACUGACCUUCUUCGUCACCGGGGAAGUGUUCCUGCAAAUGCAAGGAACAUCACAAAAUAUUAUGAGAUACUUUUCCAAUAAAAGUUCAAUAAAUAUCAAGCUGCCACGAGCCAGCGUAGCCGACAGUUUCAGGCUAACAUUAGUCUGCUUUCUUUUGGUUCGUUGAGAGAGAGGUUAAGACGAGAAAAUACACACGUGAAGAAUAGGUGCUAAGACGCCUCUACAAUAUGAAUUUGAAGCGGCGCUAUCCCAAUUUUGGCUAUGUGACCCCAAUCUAUCGCCUCUUUCUUGCAGUCUGUUUAUAAACAGGCAACCAUAGGGAAAUUAUUAUUUUCCCUGUUUGACACAGGAGUAUUAUAUCAGCCAUCCAGGAAGAAUGAAAACCAGAACCUAUCAAAAUGCAACCAAAACUUGGACGUUUUCCAUGCAAAUUUGAAUGGAAUUUGUAAGACGAAAUCUGAUAGGAAAUCGGGGAAUUUCAGUUUUCAGUGGACAAGAACCUUGUACCAAAAUAAUUUCAAGUAUAUUACAGUCCUUUUUGCA